AUGGCGAAGCAGAAGCAAGUCGCUCCUGAAGACUCUGACGACGAAUCGCAGGUUCCCAGGCCUCAGCCCGAACAAAAAGAUAGCAGCGAGGAAGAAGAAGUAGCAACUUCAUCUGACGAGAACGAAGACACAGACGAAGGCGAAGAUGAACGUGAGAAACACGUGCUGUUGAAGUCUCAACCUUCGGCUUCUGUCAGUCAAACCAAAUUCGGGUCAAAGCGCGCAGCUGAAAAUAGUAUCAACCACUCGAACCAACCAAAACGUGGGAAGAAGACACAGGAGGAUCACGCCGUCGGCUCUGUUGAAAAGGAUCCGCAGAAAUCCAAAUCCCUCUUUCAGAGGGUUUUCAGCGAGGAAGAUGAGAUAGGUAUCUUGAAAGGCCUGUCUGAGUUCAUCGCGAAAACAGGGAAGGAACCCUAUAAAUGCGCUGAUGAAUUUUACGAUUUUAUGAAGGGGUCGAAUUUGAUUCGGGCAAAUGUAUCAUGCAUGCAAGUGAAGGAGAAGAUCCGCCGGCUGAAGAAGAAGUUUGAGAACAUCCUAAUAAAAGAGAAGAACGGCAAGGGGACAACCUUAAAGCCGCACGAGUUGGAAGCACUUCAGUUGGGAAAGAAUGUUUGGGGCCACGAUGGCCGUGGCGGUGAAGCAGUGCUCAACGAAACUGCGAAAAAAGAUACAAUUAAUAAUGAGAAGGCUGCGAAGAUUACUCCCAAGAAGGCGCUAGUGCCCCAUUCAAAAGAAAAAGCUGAAGCAAAGUCCAAACUAAAUUCUGAACCUUUGGAUUCAAAUGAAGGUAGAAGGAUGAGUGAAUUUUCUGUUACUAGUUUAGCUUUGACUUCAAUGUUGAGGUACGAUGGGACUUUUGGUAAGCCUUUCGGUGAAGAUUAUAUUAGAAAGGGAAUAGAGUUACUUGGAGUCGCAAAGAGGGAAGACAUGGAGGCUAGGUGGAGGAAGUUCACAGACGCUGAAAAUAAAUUGUAUGCGGAGAUAGCUGAAUUCUACGCCGAACAGGCUAAGUUGAUAUAUCAAGCAAAUAGCUCGUCGUCCUCCUAGAUAGCUAAGGAUGAUACAUUAUCUAAAACAGGACGAAGUGUAUCAAGCAUUUGUGGAAUAUGCAAUUGUAUGAAUUUAGUAUAGUUUCAUAUUUAAACUAGUUGGUUGCUGGGUUAUAUGUCUCCUGAUCUUGUUAUAUAUGCCACUUUUUUAUUUUGUUCGAUAGUAAUUUGGAAAUUUUGAUGAUUUUUGAAUGUCUUAACCGUUAAAAACAUGGUU
Arachis stenosperma is the source of this 1269-nucleotide messenger RNA. RefSeq names its product GLABROUS1 enhancer-binding protein-like. Gene Ontology annotation, biological process: regulation of DNA-templated transcription. The record is from RefSeq and is a predicted model, not a curated record. Bases 1 to 1050 code for a protein of 349 amino acids. The transcript has 3 exons. Lineage: Eukaryota; Viridiplantae; Streptophyta; Magnoliopsida; Fabales; Fabaceae. Gene Ontology annotation, cellular component: nucleus.